Messenger RNA from Vigna unguiculata (cowpea), 1043 nucleotides. RefSeq names its product poor homologous synapsis 1. The record is from RefSeq and is a predicted model, not a curated record. NCBI's taxonomy places the organism in Eukaryota, Viridiplantae, Streptophyta, Magnoliopsida, Fabales, Fabaceae.
AUGGCGGGCACCGUGGCAGUGAUUGAGCAAUCGGUGAAGAAGGUGAGAGACCAGUGGGAGAUAUGCUUCGCUCGCUUCAUCCCCUAUCCCUCUCUCCCUUCCUCUUCCGAUCUCAUUCCUCUCCCUCCUCGCCUCCGCAACCUCCCUCCCCGCGGCAGCUGGAUCUCCUCCUCCGCCGUCGCCUUCCUCCGCCUCUCCUCUCACCUCUCCAACCUCCUCCUCACUAUCUCCUUCAAUGCCGCUCUCCUCGAAGAGCACUACGUCUCCAAGCUGCAUUUUACCUGGCCUCAGGUGUCGUGCGUUUCUGGAUACCCUGCCAGGGGCAUCAGAACUGUGCUAGUUAGUUACAGAGAUCCCCUAGGCGAGAUUCAAAAGUUUGCUAUGCGGUUUCCAUCAAUCUAUGAAGCGGAGUCAUUUAUCGGUGUUUUAAAGGAGAUUCUGAAAGCUGACAAGGACCCAGAACCUUUGAAUACCGACUUUUGUUCUGAAAUUUCAUCGCAGUCAGAGUUUAUGUCAACAAACGAACACUCCUAUAGUAGAGGUUGUGAAGAACCGAGCUUCAUGACUCCGGCUAACAAUUACAUUCCACAAUUGCCAAUAUUUGUGAAUAAUGAGAUGGGGCAACCUUCAGGAUCCGAAGUAAAGGGAACCACACCCAGUCACAACUUUGAAGGCAUGCUCCCAGCCUUGCCACCCAGUUUUUCCUCACUACUAAUGGACUGCUCUCAGAACAACCUGGCUCUGCCAACUUUUUCGGAGGAUAUUGAGCUCAAAUCCCAAAUUGUGAGGUAUAUGGAAGAUUCUUCCUUCCAAGAUAUGUUGAUUAAGGUGGAGAAAGUUAUCAGCGAAUUGGGGGGUGAUAUGUCCCUUGAGUUUACCACUCCAGGGAAUUGAAAUUGAUUAACGGGCAGCUUAGCAUCUCUCCCUGCUUACUGCACCUGAACCACGAAGACCUUCACCACACAUUCCCAACAAAUGUACAGCGGACUUCUUUCUUUACAGUGAGGCUAAAUUUUGUCUCGUUGUCUUUUAUUGUUCAGCAA